GAACAUUAGUACGCUUAAGUGAGUAAUCAGUGUUCAGUUUCUUCGAUGUAUGAAAGUAUAUCUAUAGCCAUUCACCCACACCUGCGAAUGUCAAUCAAUUGAUCCACAAGACACUUCCAGUUCGAUUGGUUCAUGCAACUUUAGGGAGGCAGGAUCUUCGUGAAUGUCGCUACCCUGUUGGCAAAGAGUUGAGUCCGUCAAGUCCGAGUUCUGAAGUUCGAGAAAAGAGUUUAGCUUGCUGGCUACCUAGUUAGCUAAGGGGAAGAGUGUGAGCAAUAGCUGAGAUCGAAAGCACGGUGCUGGGCUAAACCACUAGGGGGGUGAUGUCUGGAAGCAGCGACAUCACCAACGGUAAUAGUUCCGGAGGCAGCUGGUCCGUCCUCCCGUCCGAGGAGCCUGCUGUUGGAAAUGUUGACCCCGGAGCUGGGGGGAGUGAAAGUUUGACAGACAUACCCAGCUUGGCACUGGGAGAAAGAGGUAAGGAGACAGAGCCGCUGACAGGUGACAGUGCCGCAGAAAUGGAGGGAGUUCACUCCAAGCAGGACCUGCAGUUUCAAGAACCUGCUGUUGAAAAUAUUGGCCCAGAAGCAGAAGUGAACGAAGGCCUCACAGAUAUGCCUAGCUCAGCACAGGAAGUGACAGAGGCUGUCACUGAGGCGGAGACAGGGGGGAGUACAGAGCAGACUGGGGACAUCCGCUCAGAGGAAGGUCUGCAGAUUUGCCAAGAAACCGCGCCUGAGAGCAGUGAAGGCUCCGCCCCUCCCAGCCCCACCCUUUUGGGCCCCGCCCCCUCCAGCCAUGUCUCCCUUGGCUGCAACCUUGAGGGCGGCAGCUCCGUUAACCAUGAACCCGAAACGUUCUCCGACACGUACACCCACGUGAGCUCCUCUCCCGAGGAGAGCCACAUACCCAUCGGCCAUUACCCAGAGUCCGAGUCACCGGGAAGGGACGGCGUUCAGCAGGAAGAGGAGGGGUCUGAGCUGGCCAAAAAAGUGGCCGAAGUGGGGAAACAAGCAGUGCAAUUGGUGGAUCAGCUGGUCAAGGACAUGUUCCAUGUCUGGGAAAGGAAGCUGACGAGACGAGGAAUCUCUGAUUUGCCCUACGACUCUGAGUUAGGGGCGGAGCAAGGCCCCGAGGGGGAGGGGCUGAGGAAGAGAAAAGUGUUCCCAGUCGGGCCCUUGGACCAGCCGGGGAGGGAGGGUGGUGAGGUGGACGAAGACCAACCGCUUAGGCCCAGAGAGGGUGAUGAGUACGGAAGCGAAAGGUUCUGGAUUUUUGAAAGCUUGCGAGAGUGUUUUUCUUUAGCAGAGGAUGUUCAUGUGAGAGAGCUGAAUGACCAGGAGCUGCCAGGAAGUCAGGCGUUUCAGAACGCAGACGCUGACCCCCAGGGAGUUCAGGAAAUGGCAGAGGUUCUGGAUAAACUUGCUAAAGAGAACCAGCAGAUCAGUGAACUACAGGCACAGCUACAGUCUCAGAAAGAGGAGCUCGACCUGGCCCUGCAGCACGCAGAGGUGAAUGGGAGAGAGAGGGUCCAGAAUGGAGAGCUGGAGAAAGAGAACGAGAGGAUGAAAGAGGAGCUGUCGUCUUUGCCUGCCCUCCAGAGCGAGCUGGAGUCCUUGAGGGCCAGAGUGACUGAGCUUACCUUGCUCACAGCCAAGGAAGAGUCUCAGGAACCCCCACUCUCCGCCUCCACAUCGCCCCCAUCUGACCAAAACCAGAGUGAUGCCCCGACCCCUGUGGUGGAGGAGACGGUGGGAGCAGCGGAGGAGAAGAGCCCCGUGGGGAGUCUAGAGGAGGAGCUGGAGCGGCAAAAAGUGCUGUUGGAGGGCAGCAGGAAGAGGCUGGAGGGGAUGAAGAUGGAGGGAGGUGGGAAGAAAGGGGUGAGGGAGGGGCUUGUGGAGAUGGAGAGGAGGCUGACCGAGGAGGUGGAAAAGCUGGGGAGGAGGGGAGGAGAGAAGAGGAAGAGACCUUGGGAAGGGAGGAGUGAGAGACGGGAGCAGAGGAAAGAGUUGAGGGGAGAGAAGGAGGCUAAAAAAUGGAGAAAUGGCGGCAAAGACGAAGGCAGGGACUGGAAGGAGAAAGAACUGAGAAAGGAGUGGAGAGGAGAGAAAGAAUGGAAAGAAGGGGGGGACAGAGGCAGAGAACCUGGUAAAGUUUGGAAGAAGAGGGAGGAGAGAAAAGAGUGGAAGGCAGAAAGGGAAUGGAAAAAGGGGAGGAAUGGUGGAAGAAAAGAAGGAAAAGAAUGGAAGGAGAGAAAGGAAGGAGCAGGUGAGAAACUGUGGAAAGCAGGCAGAGAUGGAGAUAGAGACCAGGGUGAUGGAAAGGACUGGAAACAGAGGGAAGAGGAGAAGGAGAAAGGCUGGUACAAAAACUGGGAGAGGAAAAGAGAUGGCUGGAAGGAGGAUAGAAAAAAUGGAGAUGGGAAAAAAUAUCAUAGAGAUCAUUUUCACAAGAAUGAGGAGGACAGGAAUGGGAAAGAAGGCAUGGGUGAGCAAAAAGAGAAGGCCAAGAAGGACAGACACUGGCAGGGUACACCAGACAAGACACCCCUGAGUGCAUCACACAGACACCACGAACACAACGACUAUUGGAAGCGGAAGAAAGAGAAACUCCAGCACUUCUAUCGCCCCCUAGUGCAGUGUAACGGUAUGGCAGAGUGUGCCAAAGCUGAAGGACUAGCUCCUGUCACGCUCACUGAUUUUGAGGCCCUCCUAGGGGGUUACCUGAGCAAGAUUGAGGAGGCUGGCCGUGAUGGUGGGGAAGAAAUUAGCAAGCUAGUCAAGGAUUUUUUUGUGGAUGGGGUUUUCACCCAUGACAAAAUUUCCUUCAGGGAUUUUGUGGAAGAUGUAGCUGACAUUCUGGAGGAUAUGGUGGAGGGUGAGGGAGAAGACGAUGAUGAGGUGGAGGAUGAGAUGGAGGAGUUUGAGAAGGAGGCGUUGAGGAAGUUUUCAGUGACAGAGGGAGAGGCGGAGGACCAGAGAGGUGAGAGGAAGAGAGGGAAUGUUGAAGUGAGAGGGUGAAGGGGUGGACUUAUAGAAACGGUUGAAGAAAAAUGAAUGAGGGUACGAGAAGGGGGUGGAGGGAGAGUUAGCACAGAUUAUGCCCAGGAGGUCUGCAUUUAGAGGAAAAUUGCUUAAAAUGUUAAGAUUAACAGCAGCUUAAUCUUUUAAUAAUUUUACUGCAAGGAUGGAUUAUAUUAAACCUAUAAAUCAUCUUCCUCAUACUACAGAUGUUCAGCUUGUACAACAUUACAUUUCUGCAGACACGCUUAUUAAUAGCAAAUUACUCGGAUUACAUUUUUAUGCACAAUCCAUUUAUACAGCCCAGAGGUACAGUAGUAGCACCCUGCACCGUCAAUCAAACCUGCAACCUUUGAGUUACAGCCCCCAGUUCCCUAAGCAUUGUCCUGUAUUACCGCCUACCAGUAGGUGUAACUACUUGUAGUCUAAAGGAGAUUUUCUCCGAUGCCACGGGCAGGUCAUGUGUUAUUUACUCUACUCCAUGUGGACAAGCCACCGACAAAUGUGCUUUGCUACAGAGCCUGAAGCUGGGGCUUCUGAGCAUAGAGGCUUGUCUGCCACCAUGUAGUCCACAACCAGUCCCAACCGUGUGGGGACUCCUCGUGUUUCAGCUAGUAGUGCAGCGCUCAGCCAGUCAAGUAUAGAGCUGAACAUAUUCUUCUGGAACCAUCCGUGGCAAGCCUCCAUCCACACUGCCCCUCCAUAUCUCUCCAAAUGGGCAUAAGUCCAUUUAAAACAUAAUUAAAGCUCUGUUUACUGUAGUUCCAUGCGUUUAAAAUUAGUGUUUCAAUACUGUCUUUUUGUACUACUUUGCAACUUAUUCAAGCUAUUUAACUGUUUGAAUGUAACAGAUCUUGUGUAUUUUCCUAUAUCUGUAGGCUAUGGUUUACUUUUGAUGACUAUUACAUAUUAGGCUAAAGCUUUAAUAGGCUGUGGUAGGCUUAAUAGGGUAGCACGUCUUUAGGAAUGCCGGGAACCUGAUUCUGCCUGUGAAUUGGAAGGGUUAGGCUGGAUUACGGCAGGUAAAACGUCAUUCUCUGUGAGAUGGGCUGAGAACCUUAAUAUCUGGUGUAUUCAGGAAAGUCUAAUAUUUUUGUGAAAUUGGAUUUAAAAGUUAAAUGUUUUGCAUAAAUCUAAAAUUUAAGUUGAUGAGGACGUGUUUGGUCCUGUAUAUAGAUUGCUUACUGUAGUUUCACUUGCUCUGGUUUUGUAGGUUUUGAUUAUGGUUGUGUUUUUAUUUAUUAAGCAUUUUCAAAUGCUAUUUUGUUGAAGACUACUUUUUCAACUGGUAUUGUUUGAUUACUACAUAGUUACAAAUGUAGAUGUACUGUGGAGCAUUAUAAAGUGGGUAAUUAAAUGAAACAUACUUUUUUGCUUUUAUACGUACAUUGCUAAGGUAUUUUGAGGUAAUUUAGGUAAUAUAUAAAUAUUCCACAAAGUGAGGUACAUUUAAAAAAUAAUAUAUAACAUUCAGGCCUGCAUCAGUUACAUUUGUAAGUACUUGAAACACUUUGACAACAAACCUGCUUAUCCCUGAGAAUUUCCAUUGAAACCUAUUGCUAACCAAAGUAUACAAUCAUAUUACAGGAGAAUUUUGUUCUGAAUUGUGAAAAUCAAUGUUGCUUUUAAGAUUGUCACUGACCUGAUAAUGUCAGACAAUGUUAAUAUGUCAAAUGUUUAUGGAACCCCAGUCUGAUAUCACUCCAUACAUAAGAUUGUGAUGUUUUUGUUUUUGGUUUUUGUUUUGGUAAAUGAGUAAAUGCACACUGUUUCUUCAGGGUUAAAGGGUCAUAUUUACUAUAGUCAUCAUACGAGGUGUCUUGCUCUACAUGAACAGUGCAGAAAUGACUUGAGUUGCUAUGGUGUUGGAACUAGCAGAAUGUGCUAAUCUGAAUUCCUUGAGUAAUCGUAAAAUCAUGAUAGCUGAGUAUUUUCACUUCAAUAAGACAUUUGUGUGGAACUAAAACAGUCUGUGGAUAACGUUUUCUUUGAUGUAGAGUGUAAAUGUAGCACAUACACCAGUUCAGAACAGUACCGCCGUGUUCUACUGCGGAAAGUAUAGUUACACUGUUGUCAAAAACUCUAGUUGGAAGGAAAAUGUCAUAUCAUAUAUUCUAAAGCCCGUUUGUUUCAAGGAGACAAGGCAAGGAAUUUUCCUUCGUUUGGAAGCACAACUAAUUGUAGGAUUUCCUUAGCUUUUUGCAAAAAUAUUUACGUGAAUAAAAAACUUGAAAAGCUGAA
This is a messenger RNA of Anguilla rostrata (American eel), 5261 nucleotides long. It is a transcript of the gene pbxip1b, whose product is annotated as pre-B-cell leukemia homeobox interacting protein 1b. Gene Ontology annotation, cellular component: membrane. NCBI's taxonomy places the organism in Eukaryota, Metazoa, Chordata, Actinopteri, Anguilliformes, Anguillidae. The record is from RefSeq and is a predicted model, not a curated record. Bases 324 to 3020 code for a protein of 898 amino acids. The transcript has 14 exons.